Molecule: messenger RNA, 1739 nt
Organism: Echinops telfairi (small Madagascar hedgehog)
Lineage: Eukaryota; Metazoa; Chordata; Mammalia; Afrosoricida; Tenrecidae
Gene: BNIP3
Product: BCL2 interacting protein 3
Exons: 5
Coding region: 429-1013 (194 amino acids)
Biological process (GO): mitochondrial outer membrane permeabilization; positive regulation of apoptotic process
Cellular component (GO): nucleus; mitochondrial outer membrane; mitochondrial envelope
Source: RefSeq, a predicted model, not a curated record
AGAAUCGCUGAUCUAAAUAAAACAGUGUGAAUUUUGGAAGGCCCCAGGUCAGUGUGUGGUCAAUGCUCUUAGGUCAGCCAAGGUGAGAAACCAGUUUAACUCUUUCAAGCAAACACCCCUGCAGCAUGUUCUCCUAACCGCCCCUCCAGUAAGCCUCCCGGGUCCCUGGACUCUGGUUGGCCCAGUACAUUGCUUGAGCGUUCCCGUGCUAUCCAGGAAUGGUAUGAGGUAAACAGAUGAAUUGCCUCCAUGCCCAAGGGACCGGCCGGCCGGCCGCCCUGUACCGAGAAAGGCGAGGACAGUCAGCCGUUGAUGGACAUGUAGGUGGUGUGUUGUGGAGAUGUGCAGUUAAAAGGGAGGGCUUGUGGAGGGCUCACUCCUGAGAUGCAGACCCUCAUAUCUCCCAGAGCAGCUGGUGGUCUGAACUGAUGGUUUUGCCGGGGUGGAACGUACUCUUUGUUUGGUCUCCCACAGGCUCUUGGGUGGAAUUGCACUUCAGCAGCAAUGGGAACGGGGGCAGCGUCCCUGCCUCGGUGUCCAUGUAUAAUGGUGACAUGGAGAAAAUACUGCUGGAUGCCCAGCACGAGUCUGGACGGAGCAGCUCCAAGAGCUCCCACUGUGACAGUCCACCACGCUCCCAGACACCACAGGACACAAACCGAACUUCUGAGACAGAUGCCCACAGCCUUGGGGAAAAGAACAGCUCUCAGUCUGAGGAAGACUACAUCGAGAGGAGGAAGGAAGUCGAAAGCAUCUUGAAGAGAAACUCGGACUGGAUAUGGGAUUGGUCAAGCCGGCCAGAGAACGUCCCCCCCAAGGAGUUCCUCUUCAAGCACCCCAAGCGCACGGCCAGCCUCAGCAUGAGGAACACGAGUGUCAUGAAGAAGGGGGGCGUCUUCUCGGCAGAGUUCCUGAAGGUUGUCCUUCCAUCUCUGCUGCUCUCUCACUUGCUGGCCAUUGGCCUUGGGAUCUACAUUGGGAGGCGUCUGACCACCUCAACCAGCACCUUCUGAUGGAGACUGGACUCGACUGUUCCUGCAGAGGGGUUCUGAGGCCUGCCAGCUGCUGGGUGGGGGGGGGUCUUGGCUGGGUGGCUGCAUGCCUAGUGUUGUUUGUUGUGUAAAUCACGGGAGAGUGACACCCAGACCACAUUCACCCCUUGCCUUGCCUGUGGCUCUGUUACUAAGCAUGUCAGGGAUUCUCACCACUGGUGAGAUUUCCCUUGGAUAUUUUAUCUAAGGAUAAAUAAUUUUAAUAUGCGAGUUCUGACAUGUAGUACUUUAAUGAAAAUUAGCUGUAGCUAUAGUUCAGUUCAAACACUUUGUACAUCAGGAGGAUGAAGAAUGUUGAUAUUAAAACUACAUUAAGGGAGUUGUUCACAGUAAAUAUCGUGGCCUUAUAUUCAUUUGGUAGUAGUGUAGACAACAUCUUGUGCUGCUUCUAAGUGGACGCAGGCUGCCCACCAAAGAUGGAAGGUUACCAUGUCAAGUGAAAACUAGAACUUCCUGCCACUUCACACACUAACCCAAACUGGACCCUCCCCGACUGUGAAGGUGACAUCCCAGACAACGAAUUCCUUCCAGGGCUCCUGCCCGCUGCGCCGCCUCUCCGGGCCUGGAUCGCUGGGCCCCAUGCUCUGUGUGGAACUUCCUGUUUCUCAGAAUCAAGUGUAUGCAAAUCCAUGUAUUGGGCUCAAAGACUGGAAAGAGAAAAAAUAAACCAUUGCCAAACCCUUUGGA